This is a messenger RNA of Trichophyton benhamiae CBS 112371, 1746 nucleotides long. RefSeq lists its product as uncharacterized. Lineage: Eukaryota; Fungi; Ascomycota; Eurotiomycetes; Onygenales; Arthrodermataceae. Gene Ontology annotation, molecular function: sphinganine-1-phosphate aldolase activity. The record is from RefSeq and is a predicted model, not a curated record. The transcript has 3 exons. Gene Ontology annotation, cellular component: endoplasmic reticulum. Bases 1 to 1746 code for a protein of 581 amino acids. Gene Ontology annotation, biological process: sphingolipid catabolic process.
AUGGCUCAGGCGCUGCCCACGGCCAUGGCGAUGCAGGCAAAGCUCAUGGCCCUCGCCCGCUCGUCCUCCAGCGCCGUCUUCUCCCUCUCCAACUUCGACAUAGCCCGGAACAUCGUCUUCUUCGUCUUCGUCCUGCGUCUGCUGCGCCGCUCGUUCUACACCCUCCGCGGCCAUGGCAUCUUCGGCACCCUGCGCAACUUCUACACCUACCUCCGCCUGGUCUUCUACUCGCUCUUCCUGCGCGCCCCGGGCGUCCGCUCCCAGGUCGACAGGCAGGUCAAGACUGCCCUGACCAAGCUCGAGCAGAAACUGGCGCCCCAGGAGCCGGGCAUGGUCAAGUUCGUCAGUCUGCCCAAGAAGGGCAUGAGCAACGACCAGGUCAUGGCCGAGCUCGAGAAGCUCGGCGGCAUGAAGCAUACCAUGUGGGAGGACGGCAAGGUCAGCGGCGCCGUCUACCAUGGCGGAGACGAGCUGUUGAAGCUGCAGACCGAGGCCUUUGGCAGGUUUGCCGUUGCUAAUCCCAUCCAUCCUGACGUCUUUCCGGGCGUCAGGAAGAUGGAGGCUGAGGUCGUUGCCAUCCGGCGGAACGGAGUCCAUCCUCAUGGCCUGUCUGUCUGCUCGCCAAAAGGCCCUGGCCGAGCGUCGUGUCACCGAGCCCGAGAUGUACGCUCCAUUAUCUUCUUCUUCUUCGUCUUCUUUUUCUUCUUAUAUAUAUUUGUACUAACAACUAAUAGGAUCAUACCGGAAACCGCCCAUGCGGCAUUCACCAAGGCCUGCAAGUACUUCGGCAUCAAGCCGCACUACGUCGCCUGCCCGGCCCCAGACUACAUCGUGGACGUCUCUGCCGUCCGCCGGCUCAUCAAUCCCAACACCGUGCUGCUGGUCGGAUCGGCCCCCAACUUCCCCCAUGGCCUGGUCGACGACAUCCCGGCCCUCUCGCGGCUGGCCGUCACCUACAAGAUCCCCCUGCACAUCGACUGCUGUCUGGGCUCCUUCGCCAUCGCCUUCCUCAAAAAGGCCGGCUUCCCGUCCCCUUACGAGGACCAGGGCGGCUUCGACUUCCGCCAGCCGGGUGUCACCAGCAUCAGCGUCGAUACCCACAAGUACGGCUUUGCCCCCAAGGGCAGCUCCGUCGUGCUCUACCGCCACCGCUCGCUGCGUACAUACCAGUACUUCGUCAUGCCCAACUGGCCCGGCGGCGUCUACGCCUCCCCUUCCAUGGCCGGCUCUCGUCCCGGCGCCCUGAUCGCAGGCUGCUGGGCCAGCAUGAUGGCCGUCGGCGAGUCCGGCUACAUCGACAGCUGCCACCAGAUCGUCAACGCAGCACGCAAGUUCGAACGGGCUGUCCGUCAGAACCCCAGUCUGCGCUCUACCCUCGAGAUCGUCGGUAAGCCCAUGGUAAGUGUCGUUGGAUUCGCCUCGUCCACUCCCGAAGUAGACAUCUACGAUGUUGCGGAUGCCAUGACCAAUAUGGGCUGGCACUUGAAUGCCCUCCAGUCCCCGCCUGCAAUGCACGUUGCGUUUACCUUGCCCACCGCCAACGCCGUGGACCAGCUGAUUGACGAUCUGACCACUGUGGUGCGCGAGGAGGUGCUCAAGGCCGAACAACGACGGGCCGCGGGAGUCAAGGUCGAGAAGAAGCGCGGCGAUACCUCUGCCUUGUACGGUGUUGCAGGCAGCAUUCCGGACAAGAGCAUUGUUCGUCGUCUCGCAGAGGGCUUCCUCGAUACUCUUUACCUCAACUAA